AUGAAGUUCUCCGCCACGAUCAUCGGCCUUUUCGCCGCCUUCGCCAUGGCAGCGCCCGCUAUUGAGACUGCUGAAGCCCUUGAGGCUCGCGCCGAAGCUGUCGUCAACGAGCUUGUCAGUCGCCAGAUCUGGUCUUGCACCUGCUCCAACCACAAGAACGUUUGCUGCGGCGCUACUUCUUGCUACACUGGCAAAUGCUAG
Colletotrichum paranaense is the source of this 201-nucleotide messenger RNA. RefSeq lists its product as uncharacterized. Lineage: Eukaryota; Fungi; Ascomycota; Sordariomycetes; Glomerellales; Glomerellaceae. The record is from RefSeq and is a predicted model, not a curated record. The transcript has a single exon. Bases 1 to 201 code for a protein of 66 amino acids.